AUGGCCCACCUCGAAUUGCUGCUCCAGAAAGGCCCGCCAGACGGCGACCACCUAGCCGGCCUGGAGGAAUUACGGCGCAUCAUUCUCCUGGACGGCAUCCCCGCCAACAAUGAUGGAAUGUCCGAACUGAGGAUCUACGUCUGGCUCAUCCUGCUGAAUGCACCUCCGACCAAAACAGACGACUACGAGAGCCGGGUCCUCGUAGGCGCAUCUCCUGCGUACGAGAAGAUCAGGAACGACACCUUCCGCACACUCACGACAGAUCCUCUCUUCCGUCGGCGAGUCACUGAGAAUAGUCUGACAAGAGUCCUGAAUGCCGUCUCAUGGAAACUCCACGAAGCGAACGAGGCCCGCGUUAAUGGCUGGAAGUCGCCUCCUACGCUCGCAGCGCCGCAAAGUCUAGACGGCAACGAGGAUCUCUUCCAUUCUCCCACAUCACGAGCUGGACAUGGCUCAGUCGCUGGUACAGAGACUUCCGACGCUGGCCCCGAUGCAAGCGUGGUAUCAUACGUCCAAGGCAUGAACGUCCUCGCAGCGCCUUUCCUCUACGCCGCCAGAAGUGAAGCUCAGGCUUUCACUGCAUUCGAUGCUUUCAUCACCAAGGAAUGUCCUGGUUACGUGCGGGCCAGCAUGGAAGGUGUACACAAAGGCCUGGCGCUGGUGGAUCAGAUUCUCGAGAUCGUCGACCCAAAGCUCGCGGCGCAUCUUGCUUCCAAGGGCAUGAAGGCAGAGAUCUACGCCUUUCCCAGCGUGCUCACAUUAUGUGCAUGCACGCCCCCUCUGCCGGAUGUCCUUCAACUGUGGGACUUUCUCUUCGCAUACGGAACACAUCUCAACUUGCUCUGCAUUGUAUCGCAGCUUGUCCUCAUUCGAGACUCGUUACUCAACAGUCCAACACCAAAGCCAGACUUCAAGCCACUACGAGCCCGCAAAGUCAUCGACUACACCGUCAACUUCGCCCGCAAGAUACCAUCAGACCUGUACGAGCAAAUGCUCGUCCACGCAAAGUAA
This is a messenger RNA of Zasmidium cellare ATCC 36951, 1011 nucleotides long. RefSeq lists its product as uncharacterized. The record is from RefSeq and is a predicted model, not a curated record. The transcript has 3 exons. NCBI's taxonomy places the organism in Eukaryota, Fungi, Ascomycota, Dothideomycetes, Mycosphaerellales, Mycosphaerellaceae. The coding region runs from base 1 to 1011 and encodes 336 amino acids. Gene Ontology annotation, biological process: negative regulation of septation initiation signaling; activation of GTPase activity. Gene Ontology annotation, molecular function: GTPase activator activity. Gene Ontology annotation, cellular component: mitotic spindle pole body.